Molecule: messenger RNA, 627 nt
Organism: Oncorhynchus nerka (sockeye salmon)
Lineage: Eukaryota; Metazoa; Chordata; Actinopteri; Salmoniformes; Salmonidae
Product: E3 ubiquitin-protein ligase UBR4-like
Exons: 5
Coding region: 1-492 (163 amino acids)
Biological process (GO): ubiquitin-dependent protein catabolic process
Cellular component (GO): membrane; centrosome; cytosol
Molecular function (GO): ubiquitin-protein transferase activity
Source: RefSeq, a predicted model, not a curated record
AUGCGCGUGUCUGUGUGGCGGGCGGAGACGGACCCUCUCAAGCCCUCGGAGAUCACCAAAAACCUGCUGCCUGCUACACUGCAGCUCAUAGACGUGUACACAGCCUUCACCAGGUCCUACCUUCUGAUGAGUCUACCAGAGGAAGGAGAGAACAAGCUAUCAGAGGCUAAACUUCAGGGUUACGCUGCAGUCCUGUCUAUAGGCUCCAUGCGCUGCAAAGCCAACCUGCUCGGUCAGAAUGUGAUGCAGAACCUUCCGUCGGCCGUCCAGACGCUGUGUGAGACGUGGAACAACAUCAACACCAACGAGUUCCCUAACAUCGGCUCAUGGCGUAAUGCGUUCGCCAACGACACCAUCCCGUCCGAGAGCUACAUCAGUGCCAUCCAGACGGCUCAUCUGGGCACGCUCAGUAACCAGUCCCUGGCUCUGGCCUCGUCUCUCAAACACAUCCUCCUCUCUCUGGUCCGCCUCACCGGAGACCUCAUUGUGUAAGUUAUUCUCUAAUUCCAGCAGCAGCCACAUCCACACGGUCGAUAUUACAUCAACACUUUCCACUAUUGCAAUGCUAAUCUACCUUUCGGGAUAAAAUAUGCGAUUCUCCCAUUGACUGGGGUCUGUGUUUUCAUC